Molecule: messenger RNA, 3393 nt
Organism: Entamoeba invadens IP1
Lineage: Eukaryota; Evosea; Mastigamoebida; Endamoebidae
Exons: 1
Coding region: 1-3393 (1130 amino acids)
Source: RefSeq, a predicted model, not a curated record
AUGAAAAGAGUUGAUGUCUUCUCAAUGCAAAUUAUUGCAAAGUACUUUCUUGUUUUCUCGGAUUAUUUUUCUAUCAUCCAAGUUUGCAAGAAAUACGAGUUUUUACUUGAUCGUUUUCGUAUCAACCCCAUCCGAAUAAGCCCAGAGUCCAAACCGUUAUUUACACACAUUCAAACUCAAAUUGUAUAUACUCCAUAUGACAUCAUCGUCCCAGUUGAUCGUCAUAUCUUUCUUUAUUUUGUUACUUAUAAAGAGUACAAAGAGAAAAACACACAAUUUGAAGUGUACAAAAACGUCCGCUUUACAACAGAAGAUAUUGAAAAAUAUGGAUCAAAAAUACCAGAAGAAAUCUCACAACUUGGUGAUUAUCUUUACUUCCAAAAUAUGGACUUAAAGAGUGUCCAAAUACCAUCAAAAGUCACUAAAAUUGGGGAGUGGACUUUUAAUGAAUGUGGUCUGACGAAAAUCGAAAUUCCAUCUACUGUCAAAGUGAUUCAAUAUAAUUCAUUUGGAUCGUGUGGUGCAUUAAAAGUAGUCAAACUACCAGAAAAUAUCACGGUAAUACCAAAAUCGUGUUUUGAAAAUUGCACCGAACUUGAAAAUAUCAACUUUCCUGAAAGUCUUCAAUUUAUUGAUGAUUGUGCUUUUUUACAAGCAAAACUAGUCAAUGUCGUUAUACCCAAUAAGUGUGAAAUUGGUUACAGUUGUUUUGCAAUGAACUCAAAUUUGACUCGAAUUGUGUUAAAUGGAGUUUCAUGUAUUCCGGACUUUCUCUGUGACUCUUGUUCCAGUCUCAAAAGAGUUGAAGUUUCUAAAAAGUUGAUUGAAAUUGGUGAAUUUGCAUUUGCGCGAUGUGAAAGUCUUGAGAACUUCGAUUUCAAUGAAGAUUUAAAAUAUAUCGGAAACUUUGCUUUUAAAUAUUGUAAACAACUCAAAAUCGCACAUUUGAAAAAGAAAGUGUGUUAUGUUGGUACGUUUGCAUUUAUGGGAUGUGAAAAAUUGGAAGAAAUUGUUAUUGAAAACAAAAAUGUUUUUGUUGGUAUUGGUGUGAUAGAAAAAUGUGAUAGGCUUACUAAAAUAUCAAUUCCGUUUGACACAAAUAAGAUUGAAUUUGAAAUAACAGAAAAUGAGUUAACAAUAUUAAAUAAAUUGGACUUAAAAAGUGUUACACAAAGUGUCGAUAAAAUGUUUUACAGUGAAAUUACUGUAGAAAAUGAUAAUAUGGACUUUUCAGCCAUUUCAAAAAUCGGGUUGUACGAAAACCAAUCAAUUACCAACGUUGAUUUAAACACUUCAUUGGAGCAAGUUGGUAUUAAUCAAAUUGUAUUAAAUUCACUUACAUCAUUGUUUAUUCCAUCGACCGUUGCACUUGUUAAUGAUUAUUGCAUUGGGCGUUGUAAUUCUUUGAAGAAUUUUGUUGUUCCAAAAUAUGCAACUUCAAUAUGUAAAAAUGCAGUUUGCCAAGAUUUAAUAACACGGAUAUUGUUUCCUAAGAACACAACACAAUUUGAUUGCAAAUUCGAGUGUUGGCAAUUUACUGAAUUUGAGAUACUAAAUGGUGUCAAAGAAGUUGAGGAAAACACUUUUUGUGAAUGCGACAACUUGGAGAAAAUAGUGAUACCUUCGACAGUGACAAAAAUCAAUGAAAACUUUGUGGUCAAAUGCACUAAACUCUCUGAAAUUGAAAUACUGAAAAACGACAAUAAUUCAAACUUGUUGGACGUAGAAAAGGUGAUUCUGAAAAAUCAAAAACUGCCGAACGACUUGUUAGAAAUCCCUGAGUAUAUAGACACGUUGUAUGCUUGUAUGAAUUUUGCAGAAAAUGUGACUCAAAUUAAUGUGCCAAGUACCAUCACUAAAAUUGAAAACAGUGCUUUUUCUGAAGUUAACAAUUUGUGUGUGUUAACACUUCCAGACACUUUAAAAGAGAUUGGAAAACACAUCUUUUCUCACAACAUUAAAUUAACAAAAAUUGAUAUCGGCAACAACACACAAAAUGAAUUUGAUAAGUUCGUUGUGAGUUAUUGUUGCCACUUGAGACUUCUCAAUUAUGGGUAUCAUUUCAAUAAUAUUGAAUUGAUUAUUUCAGACGUUGAAAAUGUUGGCAAUACUUUCGAUGUAACUAAAGUGCGAAAGUUUGCAACGACAUCGGUAUUAAAUACUCAACUGUUUGAUAAUGUCCCACCACUAGUAACUGAAUACUGUGAUUUGUUGUUGAAUACAAAACACUUGAUUAUUCCAAGUGAAGUCACUGAAAUGAUUGAAUACAGUUGUGUAAAUAUGCCAAUCCACACAGUCAAAUUUUUAAAUGUUCCUGUGAUAGCAAAAGGCGCGUUUUCUCAAUGUCAUUAUUUAACACAAAUUGUUUUUAAUGAAACAUUGAAACGUAUUAAGAAAUACGCGUUUGAGUCAUGUUUAUCACUGAAAGACAUAGUUCUUCCAAAAAGUCUUCAAAAUGUUGGGAGUUUUGUGUUUGAGGGAUGUUAUUUACUCACAAAAGUGUCAUGUGAAAAUGAAAAUGUUAUUUAUGGAACAAAGUGUUUAGCUUUCUGUGUUUCACUGAAAAAAGUUCCAGUUAUAACGAAUAUGGGCGUUGCGAUGUUCUUUGAGUGCAAAUCACUUUCUCAAAUUUCGCUGAGUGAAAAUUGUAAAGAAAUUUCCGACUUUGCGUUCUUUAGAUGUUUGUCACUCACAAAAAUUGAUAUCCCAAAAAGCGUCACAAAAAUUGGAGUUUUUAGUUUUAGAAAGUGUGUCGCACUGAGAGAAAUUGAAAUCCCAAAGAGUGUUGAAAUAAUUGAGGAUGGCGCGUUUUAUGACUGCAAAAACAUUAAAAAGGUUGUUAUAGAUAAUUCGAAUGUUAUGUGUGGAGUUGAUGUGUUUGAGGGUUGUGAGGAAAUCACAACACUGCAAAUUGGCAACGAAAAAGAAAAGUACCAAUUUGAAGUGAGUUACUCGUUUUAUUUACAAAUGAAGAAUAUACACAUUUAUUGUGAGAAUGUAGUAGUGAAGAGAAGUGAUGUUCUUAAAUAUGGCACUGCAAAAAUGAUAAAUGAAAUUCAAAUGAACAAGUUAAUUCACAGACUUGACGAAGGCUGCUUUUUCAUGAAUUCUGAGUUAACUAAAAUUGAAGUUUUAAACAAUGUGACUGAAAUUGGAAAUUUCGCAUUUUACAACUGUCUGAAUUUGAAAGAAGUCAUUUUGCCAACGACUAUUGUGGGAAUUCCACAUUACUGUUUUGAUGGAUGUUCAAACUUGAGUUUUAUAGAAUUGAAAGGAAACAUUGAAAAAUAUGGAAUUUGUUGCUUAAAUCAGUGUCUUAAUCUAAAAGGCAAAGUUGAUAUACCAGAGGAGUACUUCGAAUCUCAACAAGACGAAAGUGAUGAAAUUGAUUAA